GGCAUUUCAUUCUUCGAGGUUCGCCAAUUUGCUGUCCAUCGUAGCACUUUACGCACUGGCUAGAAAUCGGUCAUUGCAUCCCUUCACCAGAUCCAUAGGCCGGCAAGCGUCCACUUUGAUGAUGGUACAAUUCCCUGCGAAUUUCCUCCUGCAGUUCUUUGGGGCGCCCGGUCCCAUCUCCAAUCUCCUCCGCGGCGGCAUCUUCAUGUAUUUCAUGUACUGCGUUGCCCUGGGUGCUUUGGGUGCACUACGAGGUCGUGUGGCGGAGCUCCCUGGCGUUGGUGCUGGAGCACCCACCUUUCAACGACCUGGUGGCAUGUUUAGAGGCAGCAGCUUUCGCGGAGGUGGCUGAAACAAGUAGAAGCUGACAGUCGCAAUGGCACCACAGCACCACACAC
Molecule: messenger RNA, 398 nt
Organism: Cladocopium goreaui
Lineage: Eukaryota; Dinophyceae; Suessiales; Symbiodiniaceae
Source: the annotation of a GenBank genome assembly